This is a messenger RNA of Perkinsus marinus ATCC 50983, 1308 nucleotides long. RefSeq lists its product as hypothetical. The record is from RefSeq and is a predicted model, not a curated record. The transcript is spliced from 13 exons. Lineage: Eukaryota; Perkinsozoa; Perkinsida; Perkinsidae. Bases 1 to 1308 code for a protein of 435 amino acids.
AUGGCUCGGUUUGGCGUGGAUGCGUUGUGGGAUGCUGACAUGUCCUCAUCUUCGGAUGGAGAGGAGGAGGAGACGGACGACAGCCCUUUCCACGAGACUAAGACCAUGGCUACGGGAGAAUGGGAUAAACUAUUGAAGGGCACGGUAUUGGAUCCCUCUACUAUUACUUCAACGGAUGGCAUUGACGAGGACAUGCUCUUUGAAGUGGGUGGGGAGGCUUCUGGACAGGAAGAGGAGGAAGCGAAGCCGUCUAAGACUAAGGCGUCCAGGUCUCCUGUUGUGGAAGAGGUCUUCAGUGGAGGGGGCCGAGCCCAGCCAGGAGCAUUCACUGCAUAUAAGCCUACUUAUUACGACAUGGUCUCUGAUGAGGCAGCUACUACCACUACUGGAUCCUCCCUGCUUGGUCAAUGGCCCAAACUCCGGCAUCCCUAUCUACAGCAGCACCUCUCUUUCCGUCCUAGCUUCGGUACAGAUGCUCGAAUGGCAAUGCCAGUGGAGUCCACUCUUAACAGACAUCGGAUAAAGGUCCUCCCAUCAGUGCUGCCUCCUUCUCCAGAGACCGUCCCUGCCCCCUUUGUUGAACAGUGUUUCUCGGCGUUCACCUCAGUCGAAGGAUCUACUGUGGCUUUGGAACUGUACGAUCUCUAUCGCUCAUAUGAAGGCUCCCCCAAUGUGCAACGGAGGAAGAGUAUCUUUGCUCUACUCUCUGGCAUGCUGGAAGAGCGGGCUUUCCAUCAGCUCUUGGCUACUAAAGUGGCAGAGGCAUCCAGAUCCAUGCAGGCAGCGGGAUACCCCCGACUGGCUCGUAUCGCUGCCAUCCUAGGCUUCGAUUCGGCAGACUGGGAGAGUGCACGAAGUGAAGGGACGGUAUCCCUCCUCAAGCAGCAGUUGGCCCAAUGGAAGUUGGACAGUCCUGGGGAGAUCAUCAAAGGGAACACUGUCACUGCGGUGUACCGACUCCUUGCAGGUGAGGUUCAUUCGGAAGAGGUCCUCAGCCGUUGCCCAACCUGGACCGCUAAGUUCGCUGCAUACUACUGUUAUGGCACUAAGGCUGACGGGAAGCGAUACUCACUCGUGGAGAGUAUCAAAGCUGUGGCCAAGGGCUCCGGUAUAGAGUGGGAGCUCUUAAGAGUUCGAGCAGGGAUCGCCACCCCCGAUAGAUGCAACCUUGGAGUCCCUGCCGGCAGCUCGGUUGGCAUCUGUAACGGCUCAGUGGCUGGAAAGUGUUGGUCUCUGGCAGUGGGCAGCUCUGGUAUACUGCGAGUACCUCCUGGUGCCCUCAUCGAGUGUCCAGCUGUUGGUGACUGA